GGAAACAUAACAACAAAAAAGGGUCUGCAACUCUCUAUUUAUUUUCUUACGAUUAUUGGCAUCUGAAAAUCUUUCUGACAUCAGAAACAAUCCCCUCAUCAUUGUCAUACAGAUUUGUGCUAUUCCUUAUUUCUAUAUGUGUCUUAUUGCCUUUCUCCCUACUAUUGCCAGACGACGCAUUCUCACCAUUAGUUUUGAUGGGGAUGCAUCUUUAUGUUUCCUAAUUUCUUUUCCUCUUUUUGAUAUUUUCAUAAGGUUUAUUUGUACCAGCACCACCACUGACGACGAACAAACCGCCGCCACAACCCAAAAGCAACUCCUCAAACGCCGCAAGGUCGCAAUCUUCUUCGCCUACUACGGCGUCGGAUAUCAAGGAAUGCAAAAGAAUCCCAGCGCCAAAACCAUCCAAGGCGACCUCGAAGAAGCCAUCUACCUCUCUGGUGCCGUUCCGGAGCAAGACCGUUUGAGUGUGGAGGUAUGGGUUGUUGUUUUUUGACUCAACCUUGUAUGGAGCAAAGUAGUUGUUUGCUGUCUUUAAAUGGACAGAGAUGUAAUAACCAUAUGUA
Molecule: messenger RNA, 566 nt
Organism: Fragaria vesca subsp. vesca
Lineage: Eukaryota; Viridiplantae; Streptophyta; Magnoliopsida; Rosales; Rosaceae
Exons: 2
Coding region: 137-496 (119 amino acids)
Source: RefSeq, a predicted model, not a curated record